Messenger RNA from Fusarium pseudograminearum CS3096, 114 nucleotides. RefSeq lists its product as uncharacterized. The coding region runs from base 1 to 114 and encodes 37 amino acids. The record is from RefSeq and is a predicted model, not a curated record. Lineage: Eukaryota; Fungi; Ascomycota; Sordariomycetes; Hypocreales; Nectriaceae. The transcript has 2 exons.
AUGUCUGAUCACGACAAGACCACGUCUUCCCCCACUCCUGUCGACAAGAGGGAAGUUGUGUACCACGUAUGCAUCUGUGAUGCAUCACCUACUGUUGUGGUUGUUGCUAUCUAA